AUGAGAGACUCUUUUAUCUCCUUAUAUCUUUUUUUGACCGUGUUUUCACUAUUUGUGUUGCCCUCUUUGGGACUAAAAAGACUCCAUUUAGGAAGCUGUGUACUGUCCAUGAACUUUCAGGAAAUAAGGAAUGAAUUUUCGGAGAUCAAAGGCUUUGUGCAAGCUGAAGAUAAACUUUGGGACAAUAGAAUCUUGAAGAAUUCAGAGGCUUUGCAAGACAUAAAGACCACAGAGAGAUGUUGUUUUUUCCGCCAUUUAUUGAAGUUCUACCUAGACAGGGUGUUCAAAAACUACCAGACAUCCAGUCCUCACAUUCGCCGGAAGGUCAGCAGCAUCGCCAACUCCUUUCUUGGAAUCAAGAAGGAGCUUCGGCUCUGUCAUGACCACAUGACAUGCCACUGUGGGGAGGAAGCAAAGGAGAAAUACAUGCAAAUUCUGAGUCACUUUGAGGAGCUAGAUGAUCAGAAGGCUGUGAUCAAGGCCCUAGGAGAGCUGGACAUCCUCCUGAGAUGGAUAGAAAGCACUAAAUAAGAAGAAAAAAACCCAGCCACCUUUGUGUUCAUCCUUUCAUGAGUGUUACAACUCUUGAUAAUAUUCACCGAGCUAGUUUGAAAUGGCCCUUUCCUUCAUCAUGUAUUGAUUUGAUUAUUUAUUCCUAUGUUCAUGAUCAUGGAGUAGUCCUAUUCUUCAAAUUUCUAAGCUGAGUCUAUGAUUUGAUAAGAUG
Antechinus flavipes (yellow-footed antechinus) is the source of this 724-nucleotide messenger RNA. RefSeq names its product interleukin 20 (gene IL20). The record is from RefSeq and is a predicted model, not a curated record. The coding region runs from base 1 to 531 and encodes 176 amino acids. NCBI's taxonomy places the organism in Eukaryota, Metazoa, Chordata, Mammalia, Dasyuromorphia, Dasyuridae. The transcript is spliced from 5 exons.